Molecule: messenger RNA, 1459 nt
Organism: Ficedula albicollis (Collared flycatcher)
Lineage: Eukaryota; Metazoa; Chordata; Aves; Passeriformes; Muscicapidae
Gene: MTRES1
Product: chromosome 3 open reading frame, human C6orf203
Exons: 4
Coding region: 457-1131 (224 amino acids)
Source: RefSeq, a predicted model, not a curated record
GGCGAGCGCUAAAAAGAAGCAAUAGUGUUUGUUUGCACGUUCAAAUAACUGUUCGAAUUUGCCCCCGAACUGGGGAGAGGCCUGUGUCUUCUGAGGUCGCUCUACCGUCCUACAAUUCAAACUACAUGUCAUAUAUUUUAAGGUCACAUAUUUAGAUACAAGAAAAAAGCCAGGGGAGGUGUGAUUAUUUUUAUUUGGCCGGUGAUUGCCCUCACUGACCAGGGCUUUUUUCUCAGCACAAAUAGCGCCUCAUUCCGUAUUUCGGCAGGGGUCACUUGGGCGCGGGGAAUCCAAACGCGAAUCUCACCAGGAAACACGUGUUUCCGCGGGUGUACGAUGGCGGUGAAAGCCGGCGCAGCACCCGGCUAGGAGGGACUGUCAGUCACUUUCUGAGAGCGUGGAAAUGCAUCUGGGCUGUUUUGGGCGUGUUUCCACCUAUCUGUCCCAGGUUAUGCUAUGACUGGCUUCAGGCUCCCCAUCAGCACUUUCAGAAAACUAAAUGUCUGGUUCGGACUGUGGGAGAAAUUUCCCUCAAAUAAACUUUAUCCUACUUGGAGGAGAAGCUUAUUCUGUAGCUGUCAAGCAAGCACAGUAAACUACAGAAGAUGUUUCAGUUUUUCCCCAGUCAGACUCAGUGCACUAAGACUCUCUCCAGAGUAUAUCUCAGUACUUUCUCUGCGGAGCAAAAGCAGCAAAAGCUCUAAAAGGAGCAGACAAAGCGUACAAGAAGAGGAGGAAGAAGAGGAUGAAGAUGAAAGUAUUUUGGAAGAUGAAUUUGAAAAUGACCCCAACAUAAUAAAAGAUUACAAGGAUCUUGAAAAAGUAGUGCAGUCUCUUCGAUAUGACGUGAUACUGAAAGCUGGCCUGGACAUGGCAAGAAAUAAAGUAGAAGAUGCAUUCUACAAUAAUGAACUCAGGCUGAAUGGAGAAAAACUAUGGAAGAAAAGUAGAACUGUGAAACUUGGUGACACACUGGAUCUCAUAAUAGGUGAAGAUAAAGAAACAGGAGCUGCUGUAGUUAUGCGGGUAGUCUUAAAAAAAUUAUCUGACAAAACUGAAAGUGAAAAAUACAAAGUCAUUUUGAGGCGUUGGAAAAACUUAAAAGUGCCCAAACAGGAUGUGCUUAAGUAAAAAGGGGUUGCAUGGGGCAGCAUAAGAUUUUUGCAGAAAAACAUAUUUUUUUGUUAAAUAUGAAUUUUGGUUGAACAAAAUUACAGUACCCUUUUUUAAGGGCUUGUGUCAGAAUGUUAUCUCGCUCUGCUGCGUACAUCAAUAAUCAUGCAAUAAGGCCUGUCACUUUCUGCUGUUAGCUUUGUUUUGUGGUACUGUAAGUUAAAAGAUCCAACACCUGUAUUUCCAGGAAGUUUCUUAUAAAUAAUGAACCAAUAAAGACUGAUCUGAUCACUAUUUAAUUGCUAAUUUUGUUAAUCAGAAAAGUUACAUUAAAGCUGACAUCAUG